UUGUAGCGUGUUGUCAUUAAUUUGUGUUUCCAUGCUUUGGCAGACGUUCUACUGGAAGUCGUUUCUGGUUUACUUAAAAUAAACUUAAACUGUAGUCGCUGCAUAGUUUACACUGCACAUAAAACCAACAAUUUGGGAGCGGCAAAUUUAAGUCAUUAGUUGAAGGGCACAAUGGAGUUUAAACGGAAAAAAAAGAUGACUUACUUCACAAUUGGACUGAUCUUUCUUCUAAGUGGUAUGGAAUAUGCUGUGAUCUUGCCCACGAUAUGGAGGUACCUGCAGACUCUGGGGGCAGCGCCUUACUUCCUAGGUCUGGGCCUAUCGGCAUUCAGUCUGUCUGGUCUCCUCUCGGGCCCUCUGUUUGGCCAUUGGUCUGACAAGACUCACGCCACCAAGAAGAUAAUCCUGUUUGCAAACCUCUUUGAAAUUGUUGGUAACUUCAUGUAUUUCAUGGGCUACUCCAAAUGGCUUUUGAUCUCUAGCAGACUAGUGGCAGGUGUUGGUACAGGUGCUGGUUCGUCCAUCUUCGGCUUCAUGGGUCGAUGCACAGCCCACGAGGACCGCUCCACCGUAUUCGCAUCGGUUAUGGCGUGCCGACAGAUUGGCCUAAUGAUUGGUCCCGUAUUGAAUCUCUUCCUGAGGCUUUGUGACUUCAAGUUGGGGCCAUUCGUGGUGAACAAGUACACUGCACCUGGGCUUUUCAUGUGCUUCAUGUGGACCCUCCUCCAGCUGGUCGUGGUCUUCAUGUUCUGGGACCUCCCUCCCCGGGAGGAGCUGGUGGCCGAGGGAGCCGGGGGAGCCGUGGGGGAAGCCUGGGGGGAGGGAGCCGGGGAGGGGAAGCCCUUGCUCGGGCAACGCCCAGACAUCCUGGGGUCCUACGGCUCGGUGGUGACCCCUCGCCCUCCUAGGUCAACUGCUAACCCGGUCAAGUCCAACCUGCCUCACGUCUCUCCUACCCCCUCACCCCCACUCGAAGGGGUGGUUGACUCUAGCUCUGGGAGUUUCAGUAUGAGCCGAGAGUUCCUAAGGGAGGAGGUGGUUGUGCUGUUCACAGCUCACUUCGUCAUACUGUUUAACCAGACAGCACUGGAGACCGUCGUGACGCCGUUGACCCAGCAGUACUUUAACUUCGGGGAGUUGGAGAACAGCAUCAUUUACUGCAUCUGUAGUGUGGAGGUGAUCACAGGCUUCCUGUUUGUCCACUGGCUGUGCCGUCGUACGACCGAGAGGGUGGUGCUGGCCGUGGGCCUUAUCCUCUGCCACAUCUCCUGCGUCUGGUGCCUCAUCUUCCUGGCCAACCCACAAGGUAAUUUCCCCUGGCAGUUAGCAGAGUUCAUCAUUGGGGUGUUCCUGCAGAUUUCGGGGCUACCCUUUGUUGCUGUGGCCCAGGUGUGUCUCUUCUCCAAAAUCACUUCGCUAAAGUCUCAAGGGUUGAGCCAGGGGGUGCGUCGCUCUGUGGGGGGUCUGGCCACUAUCUUGGGCCCCCUAUGGGGGGGUGGUUUGACGGGACACAUGUACAUCAUGCUGGGUUUGAUGAUGGCUCUACUGGCCCUGUUCGCUAUCAUGUUCUCCUUCUCCUAUCCCCGUCUGGUGGCUCCCACUGUGGUGGACCAUGCAGAAUGCUUGGAGGAGUGUGACAAAUGCGGGGGUUUGCGAGUGUGAAGCGAGUGUCUCUUCCUACCCUGAAUUCAUCUCAGGACAUGUGCUUCCUCAAUCUCUGAAGACUCACAUACGUUGCGCACACACACC
Molecule: messenger RNA, 1749 nt
Organism: Oncorhynchus nerka (sockeye salmon)
Lineage: Eukaryota; Metazoa; Chordata; Actinopteri; Salmoniformes; Salmonidae
Product: major facilitator superfamily domain-containing protein 8-like
Exons: 14
Coding region: 172-1662 (496 amino acids)
Biological process (GO): transmembrane transport
Molecular function (GO): transmembrane transporter activity
Source: RefSeq, a predicted model, not a curated record